This is a messenger RNA of Pollicipes pollicipes, 3317 nucleotides long. RefSeq names its product Homeodomain interacting protein kinase (gene Hipk). Gene Ontology annotation, molecular function: protein tyrosine kinase activity; ATP binding; protein serine/threonine kinase activity. Gene Ontology annotation, cellular component: cytoplasm; nucleus. NCBI's taxonomy places the organism in Eukaryota, Metazoa, Arthropoda, Thecostraca, Pollicipedomorpha, Pollicipedidae. The record is from RefSeq and is a predicted model, not a curated record. Gene Ontology annotation, biological process: peptidyl-threonine phosphorylation; peptidyl-serine phosphorylation. The transcript has 21 exons. The coding region runs from base 222 to 3317 and encodes 1031 amino acids.
GCUAGAUGUCGGUUACUUUCUCUUCUGAGAAAAUGGCGUUGUGUUGGAGUUUGGGUUCUGUGUCGAUAUAUGAGAGGGACUAAGACCAUGAGACAUUAAGCAAGUGAUCGCCUUCCACUGAGUGCAUCAGUGCACCAGCACCAGUGGCUGUGUGUUGCUGGGGCUUUGUGGAAAGGUGGUCCAGGCAGUCAGGACUGGAGGCAUAUGUGGAGGACUUGGUGAUGAAUGCUCAGUUUGUGGUGGAUACAGCAAGUAGUAGUAGCAGUCUGGCCACAGGAGCCUUACAUGUGAGCAGCAAGCGGCGGAAGCUGGAGCCGUGCCCGCAGGAGUACAGAGCCGACACGUACGGGCCCGGCCAUGGCACCAGUCCCAGUCACAGCCAGCAGGCGCGCGUGGUGCGCCAGGCCGCACGUCUAGAUACCUACCAGCGGUGCGGCGUUAAGCGAAAGUCGACUGCGAGCCGAGAGUGUUAUGCCGGCGACGAGUCGUCGGCCCAAAUCAGCACGACGACGUCCCACAGCAAGCCGGCGGCCGCGGCCGGCUCCUCCACCGAUGGCGACUACCAGCUGGUGCAGCACGAGGUGCUCUGCUCCCUCACAAACCAGUAUGAGGUCCUGGAGUUCCUGGGCCGCGGCACAUUUGGUCAGGUGGUCAAGUGCUGGAAGAAAGGCACCAAUGAGAUCGUGGCGAUGAAGAUUCUCAAGAACCAUCCCUCGUACGCUCGGCAGGGCCAGAUCGAGGUGUCCAUCCUGUCCCGUCUGAGCCACGAGAAUGCCGACGAGUUCAACUUCGUGCGAGCGCACGAGUGCUUCCAGCACAAGAACCAUACGUGCCUGGUGUUUGAGAUGCUGGAGCAGAACCUGUAUGACUUUCUCAAGCAAAACAAGUUCUCUCCACUGCCUCUCAAGUUCAUCAGACCCAUCCUGCAGCAAGUGUUGACGGCCCUUCUGAAACUCAAGCAACUGGGCCUCAUCCACGCCGAUCUCAAGCCAGAGAACAUCAUGCUGGUGGACCCGAACCGGCAGCCGUACCGGGUGAAGGUGAUCGACUUCGGCUCAGCCUCGCACGCCAGCAAGGCCGUCUGCAACACAUACCUGCAGAGUCGCUACUACCGCGCACCGGAGAUCAUACUGGGCCUGCCGUUCUGCGAGGCCAUCGACAUGUGGUCGCUGGGCUGCGUGAUCGCCGAGCUGUUCCUGGGCUGGCCGCUGUACCCGGGCAGCUCCGAGUACGACCAGAUCCGCUACAUCCGCCAGACGCAGGGCCAGCCGCCCGAGCACAUGCUCAACAACGCCACCAAGACCACGCGCUUCUUCUACCGGGACGUGGAGCAGAACUACCCGUGCUGGCGGCUCAAGACGCCGGAGGAGCACGAGUCCGAGACGGGCAUCAAGUCGAAGGAGGCGCGCAAGUACAUUUUCAACUGCCUGGACGACAUGGCGCAAGUGAACGUGCCGCAGGACCUUGAGAGUGGCGAGCUGCUGGCUGAGAAGACGGACCGCCGCGAGUUCAUCGACCUCAUCAAGCGCAUGCUUACCAUGGAUCAGGAGCGGCGGGUGAUGCCGUCGGACGCGCUGAACCAUUCGUUCGUAACGCUAUCACACCUGGUGGACUACUCUCACUGCGCCAACGUGAAGGCGUCGGUGCAGAUGAUGGAGGUGUGCCGCCGCCACGUGCUGACGCCUCAGCCGGCAGCGGCCGCGGCCGCGCCGCCCGCCGCCGCCGCCCAGCUCGUCAACUUGGUGCCCACCAGCGUCGGCAACGUGGCCAUCACGUUCAACAACCAGCUGCCAAACCAGUACCAGUUCUACCAGCCGCGCAGUCAGCGUCAGUACAGCUCUUCGCGCGCCGCCGCCACGUACCAGCACCAGCUGGUGCCGUCGCUGCUGUGUCCGCCGCACCCGCAGACGUACCAGGUGCCUCAGCAGCAGUACGUGCCCGUGUCGAUGGUAGAGCAGUCGGGAAGGCAGAUGCUGUUCGCGAACGGCGGCUCGUGGCCGACGGCCGGCAGCCGCCAGAUGACGUUCGUGCCGUCGUGGCAGCAGCCGGCGGCGGCCGCCCUGCAGCCAUCGGCCGCCCUGCUGCCCGAGGCGGCUGACUGGCGUCUGGCACAGCGGCCGCUGCUCGUCGAAAGCGCCUCCUUCUUGCAGGACCAGUCCGGCUCCAUGUACCCGGAGAUGCUGCUGCAGGCGGCCGAGAUGGUGCCGCGGCCGCGCGCCGCGCCGGCGCCGGCUCCAGCGCCGGCGCCGGUGGCCGCCGCGGCCGCCGCGCACACGUACACCUCGCAGCGGCCGAGCAAGCGGAGCGGGCAGCCGCGGCCACCGCCGGCCGCGCCCCACUCCCUCUCCGUGGAGAAGAAGGACCCGGCUACGCACAUCAGCCCCGUCAAGAAGAAGCCCAAAGAGGAGAGCAGUGGUGAGCCAUGUCGCCGCGGCGGCGAGCCCGGCGCCAGCGGCAGCAGCAGCGGCAGCAGCCGGCGGGCGGCGGCGGCGGCCGCGGCGGCGCGGCGCGGCCAGCCCACCAUCACCAUCCGGGACACGCCGUCGCCGGCCGUCUCCGUCAUCACCAUCUCGGACAGCGACGAUGAGGCCGGCCGGACGCCAGCUGACAAACACAGAAGCAGUGGCCACUCGAGUGUGCUCGUUCAGAGUAGCGCCUGUCCGUCCGUCACCGUCACGCCCAGCGACGACGCGUACCAGGCCUCCUCCAGCCUGCCGGGCCGCCGGCGGGACCGCGCCCGCGUGGUGGUGGUACACGACAGCGAUGAGGAAGCGCAGCCGGCUGUCGUCGUGGUGAAGACGGAGCCCUCUUCCAGCGGGUGCCAGCCGUCGGCGCCGCUGUCGCAGAAGAAGCGGCUGUUGGCCAAGUCGCAGUCCGAGUACCAGCUGAACCAGCCACCGGAGCCGGAGGAGCGCGAGCGGCGCGACUGGGACGGUCGCCGCCACAGCGUCUACAUGGCGGCCGGCGAGCCGGCGCCGGCCGCACCCGCCGUCGACGACCUGCGCUACUUCGCGCACCGCGACGACUACCGCGCCCGCAUCCCCCGGGCCGAGGUGCUGCCGCCGGCGGCACACUCUCAGCCGGCGGCGCGCUACGUGGCCAGGAACUACGCCGCGCACGUGUCGCCGGGCCCGUGGGUGUCGCAACCGCCGCCGCUGGCGCCGCUCAGCCCGCGCCUGGCGCCAGAGCUGUUCCGCGACUUCCGUCGGCCGGCGGCCAGCGUGUUCAGCGGGCACCCCCAGGUGGCCGGCACCUUCAAUUACGCGGCGCUCAGCCCCAGCAAGUCGCAGUACCAGCCGCUCUGGCUGGCCGAGUAG